GCUACAAUUUUCGACAUUCCAUUUUUGCUUUCUGUAGGAAGCAUAUAGAUGGAAGGAUUGGUCAGGUCAAGUCAAAGCAGGUAAAAUGGAGAAUGAUAACAUUGAUGAUACCACUGCGGACGAAAGCGAAGAAUUAGAGUAUUUUCAACAAAUUAUGAACGAUAACGAAAGCAAGUUAAGUGAAAGUGAUGAAGAAUUUGGUUUCAUACCUGCACCAAUAGAUCAUCUGGGACCACCUGGCCGAUGGAUCCGUCAUAAAUUGUUAGAAAGUAUUUUAUAUGGUACACCAGUUCUGUUAGCGAUUCAGCGACUGAGGUGCAAGUAUGUUACACAAUAUAUGCAUAUUGCAAGUAUUUUGGGUACAGAAGAAGCGUAUGUCGUAUUGUUCUGUUUCUUGGCAUGGAUUGUCGAUAUGCGUCUUGCAAGAUUGAUCUCUGUGGGCAUGGCUGUUGGUUUUUACUGUGCAAAUGGAGUAAAAAAUGUCUUCUGCUUGCCAAGACCACCAAGUCCACCUGUACGACCAUUAGAAAAUGCCUAUUAUACUUGGGGUCUUCCUAGUCAUCAUUCUGUUCUGGCAGUUGUUUGUCCAUGGUACAUUUGGUUUUAUUGUCUCCUACAUUAUCAUUUGGAGUUGACAACAUUCAUAGUAUUGUUCACACUUAUUGCAACAUGGUCGUGCAGUGUAUUAAUAUGUCGAAUAUAUAAUGGUAUACAUAGCCCUGCUGAUGUUGUGACUGGAAGUUUAAUAGGCUGUAUUAUCGUGGCAUUUAUGCACCGUUAUGAUAACAUCAUGGAUUUGUCGAGCAUAUUCAAUAGUCAAAGUGCAUUACUGCUACCAGUUAUAUCUUGUAUUUUAUUGAUACUGCAUCCCUAUGAUGAGGUCGGUCUUGCUGCAUUUGUCGAAACAACUUCAAUGGUAUCAGCAGCAACUGGUAUUAUCCUUGGUAAAGCAUACUCCCAUGGACGAUCACCACCACUGAAAAAUGUGAUGGAGAUGUAUAAGUACGGAGAAACGCCUUUAAUACACACAAUAACCAUUGGUUUUGCAAGAGUUUUUUUAGGAGUGGUUUUAGUUGGACUUACAAAAGUUGUCUUCAAAAAGGUUGCCCAAAUGAUGAUUGAACUUGUUAUGAAAUUGUUGGAUAUAAAAUAUUACACAAAGUCCAAAACCAGUGUAUUUUACACGGGUUACAACAAAAACUACAGAUUACCUCCAAUAUUUGCAAAUAAGAAUAAAAAUAGCGAAGAAGAGGAAGAACGGGAGAAGGAGAAGCGACUACGUAUGAUUGCACAACAACAAGAACCAUGGAAUAUAAGUCACGCCGUACGUUUUGCGACGUAUAUAGGCGUAGGGUUUAACGCUUAUUACACUCACUCGGCGUUGUGUCAACACUUGCGCUUGACGCUAUAGCCCAGAGUGUACUUGUCGAGUGUCCUUUAUUUGUUUACUUUCAAUUUUUUGUUUUCUUUUAUUAUUUUUCUUUUUAUUUUUAUAUAUUGGUAAGGAAAGGUAAUUUAAACUAAAAGUGAUGACCCUCAAAUUCUAAUAUCAUUUUCCUUUUUUCCCUUUGAUAUUACUUAAUACUUAAUAUUACUUUUGUAAAGUGCAUUUUUAUACAAAUUUUAAUGUUGUAUAAUAUUGUGAUAAUACUAGUCCUUUAAUUUCCUGGAUCUAACUCUUGUGACGCUAUAAAAGUACAUUUUUUAGCUGUUUGCCACAAAACAUAUAAUUAUGUUUUAUGCGGUGGUGGUGAUAAAGAUAUUUAUUAUUAGAAGUAGUGUGUUCAAAACAAAUAUCCUUGCGUUUAAAAUAAUAACUGUUUUUAAUUAGAUGAGAUGCAAAUUAUAUCUAAUUUGUAAAUAAUAAUUCAAAAUUAAAAAAACACAACCUAA
Messenger RNA from Hydractinia symbiolongicarpus, 1893 nucleotides. Its product is annotated as probable sphingosine-1-phosphate phosphatase. Gene Ontology annotation, cellular component: endoplasmic reticulum membrane. The transcript is spliced from 13 exons. Gene Ontology annotation, molecular function: sphingosine-1-phosphate phosphatase activity. NCBI's taxonomy places the organism in Eukaryota, Metazoa, Cnidaria, Hydrozoa, Anthoathecata, Hydractiniidae. The record is from RefSeq and is a predicted model, not a curated record. Gene Ontology annotation, biological process: phospholipid dephosphorylation; sphingosine metabolic process. Bases 86 to 1411 code for a protein of 441 amino acids.